Molecule: messenger RNA, 897 nt
Organism: Selaginella moellendorffii
Lineage: Eukaryota; Viridiplantae; Streptophyta; Lycopodiopsida; Selaginellales; Selaginellaceae
Product: GDSL esterase/lipase At2g31540
Exons: 4
Coding region: 1-882 (293 amino acids)
Source: RefSeq, a predicted model, not a curated record
AUGUGCAACAGGCUGCCUCCACAAGCUCUUGGAGCGAAGACAUACCAACGUAGAAAGCUCUGCCAGAAUUAUAGGUGCUCAAGCGAGAACGCAGUCGAGGAGGAGGUGGCGGUCGCGCUGCCAGACGAGGAGGCAGCGGAGGAAUCCAUCGCCACCUUGGGUGGCGGCGGAAGCAGCACCGCCAAAUUCCUGCAUCUCCCGGUACAUUUCCAGCGACCGGUCGGGAUGCCCGGGCCGCGUAUUUAUUGUAAGCGACGCUGGGGAAUAGCGACGUGGAAGGAUUCUCGUUCAGAUUUUUCACCUGUUAAGGACCUUCCAUUACCUUAUUUAGAUCCAACAGCUAAAGGGGACAAUUUGAAAUUUGGCAUAAGUUUUGCGUCAGGAGGACCUGGACUAUUAAAUUCUACAUCAGAGUUACAAAAUGUUGCAAAAGUUAAUCUUCAAAUAUCUUGGUUUAGAGAAUAUAAGGAUAAGCUUAAAAUAGUUUUGGGCACUGAACAAAAAGCAACCCAAUUUCUUAAUGAUGCUCUUUAUUUUAUUGGAGAGGGAUCAAAUGAUUAUGCUUUCAAGUCAUUAAAUCUAGCAGAAAUCCAGCUAUCCAAGGAACUACCUGGAUCCCAAUUCAUAUACCUUGAUAACUAUGCUAUUUUCAUGGAUAUUAUUCAAAAUAAAUUCAAAUAUGGAUUUCAAGUAAUAAACCGAGGUUGCUGUGGAACUGGACUUAUAGAAUUUGGCCAGCUUUGCAACCCACUUGUUGGUGCAUGUGACGAUGGUUCAUUAUAUGUCUAUUUUGAUGCAGCCCAUGGAAGCCUUGCAACAUAUAAUAUAACUGCAACAAAACUUAGAGCUCAGCUUGAAUCUGAAUUUGGAGUUAUGUUUUAACUCAACGCUGUAAGU